Colossoma macropomum (tambaqui) is the source of this 14309-nucleotide messenger RNA. It is a transcript of the gene nfasca, whose product is annotated as neurofascin homolog (chicken) a. NCBI's taxonomy places the organism in Eukaryota, Metazoa, Chordata, Actinopteri, Characiformes, Serrasalmidae. The coding region runs from base 815 to 4837 and encodes 1340 amino acids. Gene Ontology annotation, biological process: cell-cell adhesion; brain development. Gene Ontology annotation, molecular function: cell-cell adhesion mediator activity. The record is from RefSeq and is a predicted model, not a curated record. The transcript is spliced from 29 exons.
CUAAUAAUAAUAACAAUACAUAAAAAUAAAAUAAUGAUAAAAAUAAUGACAUCCAAUCUGCUACUUGUUACUAUGCAGUUCAAAUAGUGACUAGUUGUUGUUGUUGUUUAUAGGCUCUCUAUAUUUGGUCUAAAUCUUUUUUAUACAUGCAGUUGUUUAAUGGUAUAGUAGCAUUGGCAAUACCCAUUAUGUACUCAGAAAAGCUUCUGAGAAAACCAUAAUCGAUAACAUAUUGUCAUAUUUCCAAUCCCUAAUUGAAAGGGAUGUUGACUUAUACAGGUCUUAUUCCAGCCAAUCAGGUUUUCAGUUUAGUUAUUUUCAUCCCUAUCAAGACAGAACAUAGAGAACAUGUCCAUAAACAGUUUUACAGUGUUCUUUUUUGUUAUUUGUGGGAUUUGUGGGGUCAUUUCUCUGUACCUCUCUCUGAGUGGUUAGCUGUUAGCAUGUAGCCCUCUGUUGACCCAUUACCCCCUUCCUUCCCUUUACUGAUGAGUGCACUAUUGUUGAGGGCUGUCUUCGCCUUGCAGCUGACCUUGGCUCCUAUUUCUCUCACUCUAUCUCUCCCUUAAGAUACUCUGUCCCCUUGAGAUUUUGUACAUAUGCUAUGUUUGAAGUAAGAUGAUAAACAGCCAAAACCAGAGUUGCAUCUGUCGCAAAAUUACUAUCAAAAUGACAAUAGACAUAUAGAGGCCUCUUGAUAAAGUCCUCUCGAGUACUGACCUUUAAAUAAAGGUCAUCUGUUUUAAUUAGUGUGGCACAAUAGAGCGCCACAUUUGAUUCCUCACAAUCAUAUAUCACACUGAUUACAGUCAUUAUGAAAUAUGCCAAGCCCCCCACCAAGUCUGUCAUUUUAAACACCAGAAGAAGAGCAAUAGUUAAAACUAAACGCAAAUAUGCUGUCACGUUGCAAUAUGAAAAAUGUCUUGAUUGUGCUUUGACUGUGACAGUAAUGCAUUGUUAUUUAAUGUGCCAUAUUAAUUUAUGUCCCUUGUUAUUUGUUUGCCAUCACUGUGUAGCUUUAGAAAUACGCUUAACUGAAUUUGUUCUCUUUUCAUUCCACUCUCUCUCUUCUCCACACGCCUGUAAUCCAUUAACAGCAAGGAUCCAGCAAGACUUGAAACAGCCCCCUACCAUUGUGAAGCAGUCUGUGAAGGACUACAUUGUAGAUCCCCGAGAUAACAUCAUCAUUGAGUGUGAGGCCAAGGGGAACCCUGUGCCAAUGUUUUGGUGGAGACGGAAUGGUAAGUACUUUAAUGCGGAGAAAGACCCGCGUGUGUCCAUGCGGAAGCGCUCUGGUACGCUGGAAAUAAGCUUCAGGAGUGGAGGAAAGCCUGAAGAGUACGAAGGAGAAUACCAAUGCUUCGCUUCAAAUGACCUUGGCACUGCAGUUUCCAACAAAAUACUUCUACGAGUAUCCAAGUCUCCGCUGUGGCCUAAAGAGGUUCUGGAGCCGGUGGUGGUCAGUGAGGGGUCUCCGCUGAUCCUGCCCUGCAAUCCACCUCCUGGCCUGCCCCCUCCGAACACCUUCUGGAUGAACAGCGCUAUGAUGCCCAUAACACAGGACAGCCGGGUGUCAAUGGGACUGAAUGGGGACCUCUAUUUCUCCAACGUGUUAGCUAAGGAUGCUAGCACUGACUACAGCUGCAAUGCUCGUUUUCUCUUCACGCACACCAUCCAGCAGAAGAACCCCUUUUCUCUGAAAGUCAUGACAACACGUAAAAUUCCUGAAACUGCACCUAGCUUUCUCUCUCCCUCUGGACUGCACAGCUCCAAGAUGGUGCUCCGUGGGGAAGACCUUCUUUUGGAGUGUAUCGCUGCGGGAGUCCCAACCCCUGCCGUCAAGUGGUUUAAGAACGGCGGGGAUCUGCCGGAAAGGAAGGUGAAGUUUGAGAACUACAAUAAAACUCUGCGUAUCGUUUCUGUGUCAGAGGAGGACUUAGGAGACUACGUCUGCAUGGCCAGUAAUAAGAUUGGCAGCAUUCGCCACUCCAUCUCAGUUCAAGUAAAAGCUGCUCCCUAUUGGCUCAAUAAGCCUACCAACCUGGUGCUUGCCCCAGGUGAGAAUGGACAGCUGGUAUGCCUAGCCAGUGGAAACCCUAAACCCAGCAUCGAGUGGCUCGUAAAUGGAGAGCCAAUAGAGAGUUCACUGCCGAACCCGAGCAGGGAUGUGGUAGGUGAUGCAAUCAUCUUCAGGUCUGUGCAAAUCAGCACCAGUGCUGUGUACCAGUGCAAUGCCUCAAACGAACAUGGAUACCUGCUGGCCAAUGCUUUCGUCAACAUACUGGAUAUGGCACCUCGGUUGCUGGGCCCCAAGAACCAGCUGAUUAAAGUGAUUGAGAACCAUCAAGCCUUCUUGGACUGCCCUUUCUUUGGUUCACCUUAUCCAGACGUGCGCUGGUUUAAGAAUGGCCAUGGCAUCGUUCUGGACGGUGUAAAGUACAGGUUACAUAAUAACGGUACACUGGAGAUCAAGCGGGCUCGACCUGAGGACCAGGGAACGUAUACGUUCGUGGCCAGCAACAUCCUGGGCAAGGCUGAGGAUCAAGUCCGCUUGGAAGUCAAGGAGCCAACACGAAUAGUCCGGAUCCCAGAGCACCUGUCUGCCAAUCGUGGAAGCCUGGCUCGCUUUGACUGCAGAAUCAAACACGACCACACACUCCCUGUCACAGUCAGCUGGUUCAAAGAUGACAAGCCCCUCAGUUUUGGUUGGAUGAGCAAGUAUAAGAAGGACGAGGACUCAAUGUCGAUCCCCAACAUCCACAGUGACGAUGAGGGAACCUACACAUGCACAGUCACAACAGAGUUAGAUCAAGAUUCUGCCUCUGCCCGCCUUACUGUAUUGGAGGAUGAUUCCCUGUCUCCCUCAAAACCUAGUGCCUUCGCAGAUCGUCCUGAUCCUCCUGAGGACCUGGAGCUCUCUGACCUAUCAGCGCGCUCUGUCCGCCUCACCUGGGUCCCUGGCAAUGAAAACAACAGCCCUGUCACCCAAUUCCUUGUUCAAUAUGAAGAGAACCGGUGGAGACCAGGUGAAUGGCAAAAUCUGUCCAGUUAUGCAGGCGACCAGAACUCAGUGAUCCUGCAGCUGUCUCCCUUUGUGAAUUACCAGUUCCGAGUAAUCGCAAUUAACAGCGUGGGCCAAAGCCGCCCCAGCCUCCCCUCAACCCGCUACCAGACCAGCGGAGCUCCCCCUGAUGUUGCCCCUAGUGGCCUUAAAGGGUGGGGCACCAGAAAGACCAACAUGGAGAUCACUUGGCAGCCCCUAUUGGACACACAAAGGAAUGGACCUGAGCUACGUUAUGUUGUAUCAUGGAGGAGGAAAGACCAUGAGGAGGAGUGGAAUAAUGUAACCACCACCAGUACAAAGCACGUGGUCAGGGAUACAGAGACGUAUGUCCCCUACGAGAUCAAAAUCCAGGCAGUCAAUGACUUUGGACGAGGCCCCGAAUCAAACAUAGUCAUUGGUCACUCAGGAGAGGACAAGCCCUCUGCUGCCCCUGCUGACCUCAGGGUGUCAAAGAUCGACAGCACCAAAGUGAACGUGCACUGGGUUCCUGUCGACCCCAGCAACAUUCACGGAGAGUUUAAAGAGUACAGACUGUACUAUUGGAGGGAGGCCAGCCUGGUGAAGGGUCUGAGGGUGACCAAAGAGAAGAAGACGAAAGGUUUCUACAGUGAUGUGUCUCAGAACACUGGCAUCCUUACUGAUCUAAUCCCUUAUAGCAAAUACAGCAUGUACAUGGUCGUAGCCAACAGUAAAUUCGAGGGACCACACAGCAAAAUAGUGGAGUUUGAGACCAAGGAAGGCGUGCCAGGGGCUCCAAAGUUCUUCAAAAUUGUUCAGAGGAACACAGACACCAUUCACCUGGAGUGGGACAAGCCUCUUGAGCCGAACGGCAUUCUGAUCGGAUACACACUCAAGUAUAAUACAGUUAAUGGGACACAGGUGGGCAGUCAGCAAGUUCAGAGCUUCUUCCCCAACGAGACAGAAUAUACAAUUCGUCUGCCCGACCGCUUCACCCGCUACAAGUUCUACCUGUCUGCUCGGACGCAGGUUGGCGCUGGAGAGGUCUAUGCUGAGGAGUCGCCUCACUUUGCCAAUGAAGUGAUUGAUUCUACAGAUGCCUUGGUGUUUGCAACUCCUCCUCCCCCUCUUCCCCCAACCACUGUCCCGACUACAACCAUUAGUACCUCAACAACUACUACCAUUGCCCCUACUACUGCUGCUACCCCCACUACUCCUGCUCCAACUACUGCAACAACUCCAACUACAACCACCACUACUACCUCCAGCACUACAACUCUCCCUACCCCACCUUUCACCAUCAAGCGGGUGGAUAUGAACAUGCUGGCCCCGCAUAUAAAGAUCUGGAAUCUGACCGUGGAUGCUAACAGUGACUAUGCUAACGUCAGCUGGAAGCACAACUUCCCUGUUGACAGCAGCGAGUUUGUGCUAGAGUUCACACUGGACAGUAAUGGCCCUAUGAAAAGUGUGCUGUUCAAACAUCAACCCCCCAUUAAACUGGCUGGGCUGACAGCUGGGGCCAAGUACCGGCUACGUGUCUAUUCCCACGAGCAGCCUAGCGUCACCAGCGAGUAUGUCACCUUUGAGACCAGCGGAGCCUACAGCAAGGACCAGGUAGACAUUGCCACGCAGGGCUGGUUCAUUGGUCUCAUGUGUGCCAUUGCACUUCUGGUGCUCAUCCUGCUCAUCGUUUGCUUCAUAAAGAGGAGCCGAGGAGGAAAAUACCCAGUGAGAGAGAAAAAAGAGCUACCUUUGGACCCUGUAGACCAGAAAGACCAGGAUGGAUCAUUUGAUUACCAGUUAGCUCUGACGUAAUAGAGAGAUGAGCGGGAGCAGCCCUUCUCUGUAUUAAUGAAAACUAAUGAAUAACUUAAUAACUUACAUAAAAUCUUCUUUAAAGAAACAAAAACAUUAAAAAUCAGUCAUUUGUUACGCUUAAACUAACCAAAUGCUUUACAGAAACACUGAUCCCAUUAAGCUCUCUGUCUAGCAGGAGCUGGGCAAGCAUUGCCAAGGGCAACGGUCACUCAAGUAACGAGGUAGCGGCGGUUGCCAUGGAGUUGACUGCUCUCUGCUGUGGCCUCGCUGAGAGUAGCUCCAGACAAUGGUCAGCAAAACUGCCCUGCUCCCCUCUAGUCUUCCUUCAGAUAGCCAAACUCUGGAUGACUAAGGGAUGGGCUACAUUUGGCACGCAUUUAUGCCAUACUGCUCGGGCACACAGUCCUUAUGCCAUUUGGCAGUUAUCAAGGCACUGCAGUGUGGUGCUAAUUGUACCUUUGACCUCAUUAUAAGCUGCAGUCAUAGUAGUGAAAAAAGCAUGUUAUUGUCAAAGUGCGCUGGCACGGUCACUAACAAUUUUAUGUGUGACCUAUGAUAGCUGUUUAGUCUUAUUGGAAAUCUACCUUAUAGUGUAAUUUGGUAAUAAUAGUUUCUUACUGUGAGCUCAUUGAAACAAGAAGAGAAAUUCUGUAGAAAGUGCAAAUUCUAAACUUUCAGUCAAUACAGUGUUUUUGUUUCUUAGAAUGAAAUGAUUUAAUAAAAGGUUAUAUUUGUCAAUACAGUCAUCUGUUGGGAGGUAAAUAAAUGAAGAAAACACAGAACAUUAAUUUAUAGAGACAUGUCUUGGGUCUUACUACAACAAAAGUUCGAACUUCCCACUUAGUGCCAUAACAUAUUUAGAGGGCAGCUGAGAGUAAUGUUUGUUUAUUUGAACUGGAGCUGUGUCUGUCAUCAGGUGGAAGCUACUAGUAUUGACAUCUAAUAAACUUUAGGUUUAUAUGUUAAUAGCUGUAUAGAAUUAACAAAAAAGACCUUAAAAUCCUUGCUCACAAAGACAGUUAUUUGUCACAGUUGUGACAGGCCUAAGUAUUUUCUUGUUUUGCAGACAGAAAAAACAUUUUUUUUUCCAUUUUCGUAAUUUGCCAUGAUUGUCAUUGUUUGACAUAGAAGGAAACAUAAAAAGUCAAACUCAAAGCUGUCGAUAUAAAAUGUACAUGAAGUUCACUGUGUAACUCACUAAAUAAUUUAGUGUGUAAUUAUAUUUGAAUAAUUUAGCAAAACUAAAGCAGUAAGCGUUGAUGCACAGAUACAGAUUACAGAUGCUGACUGAACUAAAGACUGAUUCAUUAGCAUUAGCUGUUUUAACAUGCUUGUGCUUUUCCACUAUAAUGUAUUAAUUUGUUGAAUGGAAAACAUUCACUAACAGGUGCACUAACAAGGCAAAACGUUUCAUCUUACUUUCUGCAAAACACAGCCGCUUAUUAACAUCUUCAACAGCUGUUCUGCAUUCAGCGGCACACAUUCAGUUCAUCUUACUAUGUACUCCCUGACAAGAGACUCAAAACCACAAAUCUGCUGUAAUUGAUUGCCUCUCUAAUGCCAAGUCCUUUUUUUAGUGGAAAUCCAUGUUAAGAUCUGUCUUCUACGUGCGCUCAAUAGCUCUGCUUCUAACUCCUUUGUCGUCUAAACUGUUAAAUGUCCUUUUUACCACCCAUCCUUGUGACCCCUCCUCUUCCUCUCUCUCCCUCCAUCACUGAAAAUGACGGAUUGGUUAUUAAGGAAUGAGAACAGGUAUUUGGUUUUGACACAGCAUCUGUCAGCUUGAGCAUGUUAUAGACCUCUGAGGAUGUGUCAUUGUUUUGCAGUUUGCUGUCAGCAUCCGGACAAGUCCUGGAUCUUAGUUGUUUUUCAUGGGAAGAAUGAAUGGCACUAUGUGGUUAACUGAGUUUCGAAGUCUACCCGUGCUGCCUAAAGUUGGUCCAUGAGGACAUUUGAUUUGGCUGCCCAGAAAGUUGCUCUACCUUCACCCCUCACUCAAUUUGAGAACAUAUUUCCAUAUUGUAUAUGACUUAAUUAAAUUUUAGAUUUCCUUUACAAGUUGUACCUUUUGAAGUAUUUUAAUAACAAAAUAUAGUGUAUUAUUAGAAAAUACCUUUUUCAUCGUUUUUUGCAUCGUUUUGCAUCGUUUUGUUAUUUGGCUUUCAGACCAACCGCAAAUUCAGCAUUGUAGACCCCUAAGACACAACGUUUGGGUACCCGUUAUCUAUAUCUUUUGUCCUAUGUACAUUUUCCCCCAAACAUAAACGUGUCAUUUGAAUUACACGGUUGUUCAAAUAAGGAUAACGGCUACAUACAUGCUACAUGCAAGCUAAAACUACUGCAUGUUGACAACAGCAAUAAAGACUGACAAAUACGCUGUGCAAACUAGCAAGCUUUGUCAAGUAGGGUAGUGAGGUGGCUUUGGCAGUAGUGGCCUACAGUUUGAGUACAGUAAGCUUCCAUUUUUAGUUGCGUUACUUUUCUGUAAAUUAGUGAUAUCAACUAAAUGCACUGGAGUGUUAGCCUGCUUGUAGCCAGAAGACCCAGAGUAUCCAGUGACAUUCAGGGGGAAAAAAUAUAUAGAGGAUAAAACAUAUUGACUUUGGGACAUUUUUGUUUGCCAUGGAGUGCCACAGCAGCAAUUUUCAGUAGCACAAUUCAUUUUUCACAUAGGCAAAACUGGCUUAGACCUGGAGUCCUUUUUUGGGCAUGUCGCUCAGAGGUCUAUUGUUUUUUUCUUAAAGGGAAGUUGGCUAGAAAGGUGGAGUCACAGCUGAUGUCCAGUCAGCAAUCUAGUUCUUCAGGGGUGUCAGAUACGUAAUUGGGCAUGUCUUUAUUCAAAAUAAGGCUGCACUUUCAAUCAUGAAGCUACACUGUUGACAAUAAUCAGUGCCAAUGGGCAUUAAACCCACCCUAUUAUAGUCCAUUAACAGCCUGUCAUUAAUGAGGCUCAAACAAAGUCAGUAUUUAACAGAGCGUCCCGAGACAGCUUGACGGGUCUUGAAGCGCUUUGCUUGGCCAGUAAAAGAUGGUUUUGUCUCUUCCCUGUAAAAGCAUAAUUGCUUUGUUUUUGCUGGAUGGCUGACAUUUAAAAAGCACCAACUCUGUGACGCAGAGGUCAAAUCAAUUUCACUGGAGUAGCAACGGAGGGCGAAGUGCCUCUCCCUCCGGCCCUGUUUGACACCCUUGAGGUACUGUUCUGCUGAAAAAGCAGCACUCGACAGCAAGAACCCAGUGUUGCAGCUACUGACUUGAAAUCCACUGUAUUUCUUGCAUGUAGUGUAAUGAUGUUAUUGCUCUAGCCUGCUCUGAGGUCAAAUAAAGUCAGACCCACAUGGAACAUGCAUGCAGUGAAACAGCUAGCAAAAUGUUUAGGUUCUUAAAGCCUUGCACUGCAAAAAAGAUGCCUUGGCAAGUGAAAGCACCUUAGUCAAUAUAUCUAUUAUGUGUUUCAUUGUAAGAUUGUUACAACAUUGUUAGAACAUUCAACUUCAUUUCCAGCAGGGUUGCAAUGACACAGCUAUUUUCAGUACGACUGUCGAUUCUGAAGACAAGAUUAAAUUUAGUUUUGGGAAUUUUAUGUAUUAUAAAGAAGCACUAGUCAUACUGCACAGAUUGUUUCUUAAAUAGAAUGUUAUUUUAACUCCUGCUCCUUUUUUAAGUCCCUCCCUCCUCCCUGCUCACUUUACUCUGAUAGGAUGCACCUAGAUGCCUGCAUUUGAUUAUUGACAGUGGAUUUUGUGGAAAACAGUGGAGAGACCCUUGUAAGAGAUUGAGGGGCAUGUCAACAAUACAAUUUAACAUUUCAAGUGAAAUUUUUUUUUUGCUUUUUGUACUGAAAUCAUUAUGCCCAUUUUUACUAAAAUUACUUAACAAAAGGGAACGGAUCUUACUGCAUUGGCAGACUCUGCCUUGAAACAAGAAAAGUGCUUUUCCAGUGCAGUAAAAAAAAGCAAGUAAAAAUGUCUACAAAUAGGUUGAAUAAUCUUACACUAAUCUUACAACAAUCUCAUAAUGAAAAGGUAGACGUAUUGCCUACAGUUAAAAUGCUUCCACUUGCCAAGACAUAAUUUUUUAUCAGUGCGGGCAUAUGAUGACAACAUAUUUCUUGAUUUUAAAAUGUUUGAUUUCACUGUGCUUGAGAUAUGGUUGGUAGGAUGUUGAUUAGCCAGAUUACAUUCACAUCAAACAGAAUAAUUAGCACGUCUGCUCUGCAUUCAAUGCACAAUUAACAAAAAUAGCAGCUUCUACGUGUCUUGAAUAGAAUAUUAGGGACAAGAAUGUGUGAGAAGAAAAGACAAGUGUUACACUGGUUUCUGUGUUCAGCAGUCCCCCUGCAGUGACUCAACUGUCUUUUCAACUGGUUUUCCAUCCUCUGUUUUUAACCCUCUCUUUCCCUAUUGUUCCCUGAAGGUCUCUUGAAAGGGAAAGGUAUGAAAGAAGAAAAAUGAGCAUUUUUGACUCCCUUAAUAUCAGUUUGCCCAUCAUCUGCAUUGAGUUUUUGGUUUUAAUCGAUUAACACACACACCUAAAUCAAUAACGACAUUGUCCAGGAUGUAAAAACACUCACCCCAAUGUUUUAGCAAGAGUGGAUUUCACUCAGCAUCUUUAACAUUUUUCAUUAUUUGACCUGUGGUUUGACCUUAAUCCAUCAACUAGAUUAAAUGUAUUCUACAUCAAACAAACAGAUUUUUUCACCAGAUAGCCUCUGGCCAAACCUUAACCCUGCUGCUGAAUCCCUGCUGAAUUUGUUUUUUUUGGAACUACAUUAUAACAUUAUUGAAAUGACAUGGUUUGAUCAUUUUGACAUUUCUCAGUUAGGUUUGUCACUCCUGUCUUGUGUUGUAACAUAUUUAUCUUGUAGUCCCAACCUGUGUCAUUAAUCGAUUAAAACAAAAAUUCCUUAUAAGUAGGGCUGGGUAUUGGUAAAGAGAUAUCAUUAAAAUACUAAUACAGAUAUCUUGUAGACUUCGAUAUCGAUACCUUUUUUCAAUUGCAAACUGAAAGUGGAUGUGGCUUAAGCCAGAAGUGAGUGUGAGGUUCUCCAUCCACUUUUGAUCAUGUAGCAUCAUUUAGUAGUCAGCAUCAUGCCAAUAUAAAGAAAUCUGAGUCCUAGAGGUUUUCCCAAUCGGAAAAAUGAUCAGUGUUUUCCCAAAGCACAGCAACCACGCUUUUCCUAUCAAACUACAUGCUUUGUUGAUUUGCUACAUUUCACAUUUUCGAAAAAUUUAAAUAAAAUAUAAAAUGUGGCUUGUACAAAGGUUAUGGAACAUUUUAUAAUGUAUUUUAUCCUGUAUGUUUACACUCCAAUGUGUUCACCUCAGCAAAUCUAAGAAACUGCACAACAAUUUGCAGAUAUUUCUAAGAGAAUUAUUUUCACUUAGAAAAUCAACAAAGCAUGUCAUUUGACUGGGGUAUGCAAGUUUUUAUGUAUGUCUGUGUGUUCCAAACCUGAAAACAAGGUCCAUUUUAGUCCCAAAAUGUCACUGGAUCCUCUGAAUUACAAGGUCAUUAAGGAGUCAAAAUAUGAAUAUUGCUACAUCCAUGCUAGAAGCAAGCUAACAUUCCUGUGCAGUAAAUUGACAUCUUAUGACAGUAAGUCUACCACUAAACUUUUACCUUAUUCAGUAACAACACCAGAUACUCAAACAGCUUAACUGAGAUAUUUGACAAAGCUUGCUGGAAUGUGUGGGGUAUUUUGGUGAGGAUGCCAGUUUUAUGAUGUCAGUUCAGUGCACAGCAGUGUUAGCUUGCAUGUAGCAACAUUCAUAUUUCACCUCCUUGUCCUUGUAAAUUCAGAAGAUCCAAUGACAUUUAGAGGAAAAUGUACACACAACAGAACAUAUAAAGUUUUGAACAUUUUAGUUUAAUACAGUGCGUGAUUUUUAAAAAUGCUGUUUUCCCCAUAGGGAGACAUUGCUUAGACUCUUUGGUCUCAAAUGAGAAGGUGCAACACACAUCUUGAAUGCUAAGACUGACUACUUAGGUAUUGAAAUUCAGUACUAAAUAACUCAAAAUCUGAUAUAUGUACUAAUUCUAGUAGUAUUGAAGUCAUUUGGGCAGUACUGUAAAAAUUUCGAACUUUGAUACCCAGCCCUGAUUAUAAGCAGUUUCUCGUUGUUCUGUUCCUUUUUUUAAAUUUAAUGGAGGUUUGAAUAUAGUAAUAUGUUGUGCCAAACACGUGGUUUCAAACCAGUUUUACUUAAGGAGUAAUGUUCACAUUAUUGCCUCUGUUGUUUUGCCUCAGUGAUCCCCUAAGCACAGUGACAAUGCUACUGAUGUGGGCUUCCAGCUGACAUGGUUUCAGAGCAUGGUGCAUGCAAGGAACCAUGUCCUCUAGCCACAUUAUAUCACAACUGUCAUUUGAAACAUACGCUGUACACCACUGGCCACUUUACAGUUAGAGACUGUAGACCAUCUGUUGCACACAAUUCACAUUAGUCUUCCUCUAGCCCUUCAUCAGUGGUCAGUUUCUGUCCGCAGAACAGCUGUUAAGGACUACAACAGCAGACCUGUAAUCAGAAACAGACCAAGAUUUAGUGGUGUAGAAGGUGGCUGACAAAUUGUGCAUGAAAACAGAUGUCUGCUGUCUGUAAUUGUGCACUUAUAUAGCGGACUUCAUAAAGGCAUCUGUUGGUCGUACAUUUUCUAAACUGCGGAUAGGUGUGGCUCAUAAAAUGGCCAGUGAGUGGACGAACAAGGUAGGCCUUCCUAAUAAAGUGGAUGACGAAUCUUCUUGGCUGGCUGAUGCUUCUUGUUUCUGUGAAGUGUACACUGGAUGAAAGCAUUUUUGCAAUACAGAAGACUUGAGUAUAUCAUAAGGUCCUGUAGUGGGAUAAAAAUAGUGUCAGUCACACCUUCUUUGAUUGAUUGAUUUUUUCAGCAUCGUCCACAAAAUGAGAAUCCUUCAUUCAAUGGAAAAGAUCUUGUAAAAGUCUGCACUAUAAGCCUUUUAUCUUUUUUUCUCUCAAGUACCUUACCCAGGUUCUGUAGUGCUCUUCAAUUCUGUGCCUGCUGUGACAGAGCAGAUGUGCUUUUCUAAUUCUUCUUGCAUGAUUAUCCUUCAUACUUGUGAGCAGAUUCAGUGUCAGCAUCAUAUGUCUGCGAACGGAGGGCAAGAGAAUUAGUAGAACAUAGAUGUGUUGGUAAUUUGCCAUCGUAUUACCUGAACCAUAAUGAAUGAGUGUCUGGGCUGCAGAAGUGUUUUGUCAAUAAGCAAAGCAUCUGCACCCCCCCACCCACCUCCUUACCCCCACUGUGCUUUGUGCACCUCAAAAAGUGGCUCUCUCCUGGGAUGAAACUAUUGUUUUUGUGCUUUAGUUUUUGAUAUCUUUGCUCUAUUGUCUGUUUUCUGAGAGAAGAAAAAAAAUGUCAAGUUCUACUUUUGUGAGAAAGCUCCUGAAUUAUAGAUAUUCCUGCAAAAAAUAGUUUGCCUCUUUGCUAUCCAAUGCAAAGGUUUUCCUUUGCGGUUUUCUCUCGGAUAUCCACAAUGAAAAGUAACAAAAGAGCAAAGCAGCUCAAAGUUUUCUAUUUCUGAGGACUCUUUGGUUUCAAACUAUUCGUUAUCCUGGUUGCAAUUCCAUUUCAGGAGUGCAGAAAUGGAAAGACAACUUGAAUAGGCACAUGCUGAUAUAAAAUCUCAAGGACAACAUUGAUAAUUAAUAAUUAAUACCUUGUGUUUGCUGAUACCCAUAACCAAUCAUUUAAAAAUAAUAAAAUAAAACAGUCCUUUUCAAAUUUGUCCAAUUUAUAGAUGCCUUUGCCCUGCUUUGCUGCUGUUAAUUUUCUUGCUAAUGCUAGACGUAUAUGAUGCUAGACUUUAUAUAGAUCAGUGGAAUGAUAAUUUUUGAAAUGACUAAGUAGACUAGUAGCAAUGAAAGUCCUUAAUGAGUUUCCUUCCUUCUGAAAGUUUGUCGCAAACUGCUUUUCUGUUGUUCUCUUCUAAAGCUGCGAAAACAUCCAUCUUUAUUCUACAACAUCUGAGCAUGACUAUGCUUGCAUCAGUGCAUGCAUGGGCAAAAAUUAUGCCAAGUUACCAGCCAUAAUUAUUGGCUAUAAUUCUAGAAUCAGAUCAAUUACUAUUAAUAAUUUAAAAUUUCUCAUUUGUUGGUGAAAAACCAAGUAUCUUCUUAAAAUGUUCUUAGCAGCAGGAAAAACAUCAAUAACAAACAAGUGGCUUCACCUGGAUGUCCGAACUAAAGGACAGUGGAUACGUUUUUUUUUUUGUUAACAGUUAAUAAUUAUGUUUUUUUCUUCACCUUUUUGCUAAAUGGGUUUAAUGUGCUCUAUGGCCAAAAGUAUGUAUACACCAGUAGCUUGUUGGACAUCCCAUUCCUAAACAGUAGGCAUUGACAUGGAGUUGCCCCCUUCUUUGCAGCUAUAACAGGCCGCACUCUUCUGGGAUUUUGUAGAGUACCUGUGCUCAUUCAGUCAAAAGAGCAUUUGCGAGGUCAGACACUGAUGUUGUACAAGAAGGCCUGGCUCACGAUCAGCAUUCCAGUUUAUCCCAAAAGUGUUCAGUGGCGUUGAGGUCAGGGCUCUGUGCAGGAGUUCCUUCACACUGCCAUGUCUUUUUUGAACCUCAGUUUGUGCACAGGGGCACAGUCAUUUGCACCAGGAAAGUGCUCAGACUGUUGCCACAAAGUUGGAAGUUUGUAAUUGUCUUUGUAGGCAUUAACAUUAGCCUUUACUGGAACUAAGAGCCUGAGUCCAAACCCUGAAACAGCCCCAAACUAUUAUCUGUCCCCCACCCAACUUUACUGUUGGCUUUGUGCUCUUAGGUAGGUAGCGUUCUCCAGGCACCCACCAAACCCAGAUAGCGAAGCGUCAUUUGUCAGAGAACAUGUGUCCAAUGGUGGCGUUUUGCACCACUCCAGCCGUUGCUUGGCGUUGUGCAUAGUGAUCCUAGGCUUGUGUACAGUUGCUUGGUUAUUGAAACCUAUGUCAUGAAGCUCCUGACACCUGUGCUGAUGUUGCUUUCAGAGGCUGUUUGGAACUCUGUAGUGAGUGAUGCAACAGAGGAUAGGUGAUUUUUAUUCACCAUGAGCUUCAGCACUUGGCAGCUCUGCUCUUUGAUUAUGUGUGGUCUGCUGCUUUAUGGCUGAGCUGUUGUUGCUCCGACACUUCCAUUUCACAGUAAUAGCAUUAACACUUGACCAGGGCAGAUCUAGCAGGGCAAGAAUUUCUCUGACUUGUGGCUAAGGUGGCAUCCAAUGAAAACGCCAUGUUUAAAGUCAGUGAGCUCCACCCAAGAGCUCUAUCUAUUCUACUGCCAGUGUUGAUCUUUGCUGUUUGGCUAUGUGCUUGAUUUUAUGCACUUUUUAGCAAAGAGUGUGGCUGAAACACCUGAAGUGAAUAAUUAGGAUGGGUGUCCACAUACUUUUGGCCAUAUAGUGUAUAUUGUUCACACAUGUAGACCCUUAGCUGUGAAGUGGGAUGUUACAUCACUCUGUGUUUUUUUUUUCUAUCA